Messenger RNA from Meleagris gallopavo (turkey), 4066 nucleotides. NCBI's taxonomy places the organism in Eukaryota, Metazoa, Chordata, Aves, Galliformes, Phasianidae. The record is from RefSeq and is a predicted model, not a curated record.
UAUUGUUUUGGUUCCUUAGCCAUGAAUCAGCGAAUCAGCCAAAGUGCUCCAGUGAAACAGCCACCCCCUCUGGCUCCUCAGAGUCCCCAAGGUGGCGUCAUGGGUGGGAGUAGCUCCAAUCAACAACAACAGAUGAGACUUCAGCAGCUACAGAUGGAGAAGGAAAGGCUGAGACUGAAGCAUCAAGAACUGCUUCGGCAGGUGAGGCCACAGGCAAUGCGGAAUCCCAGCACAGCAAAUUCUCCAAAACAUCAGGAAUUGGCUCUCCGUAGCCAGCUUCCAACAAUGGAACAAGAUGGUGGAUCUCAAAAUCCCGUAUCAUCUCCUGGAAUGUCUCAGGAACUGAGAACAAUGACUACAAAUAGUUCUGAUCCCUUUCUUAACAGUGGAACAUAUCACUCCAGAGAUGAAAGCACAGAUAGCGGACUUAGCAUGAGCAGUUACAGUGUACCCAGAACCCCCGAUGACUUCCUGAACAGUGUUGAUGAGAUGGAUACAGGUGACAGUAUCAGCCAAAGUAACAUACCGUCCCAUCAGAACCGAUUCCCAGACUACCUUGAAGCCAUUCCAGGGACAAAUGUGGACCUUGGGACACUGGAAGGAGAUGGGAUGAAUAUAGAAGGAGAAGAACUGAUGCCAAGUCUGCAAGAGGCUUUGAGCUCUGACAUCCUAAACGACAUGGAAUCUGUCUUGGCAGCCACCAAGCUAGAUAAAGAGAGUUUUCUUACUUGGUUAUAGGGGCCUCAGGGAGACUGAAUUCUAAAUCUGUGAAGGAUCUAAGGAGAAUAGGACAUCUGUAUCUGAAGUUCAGAACAAGCCAGUGUGGCACACUUUGGCUUGUGUUCAGAAAAAGUAAAUGAACAAAUAUUCAGCAAGAUUCUUUCGUUUUGCUCUUCCUUGUCCAUCGCUGCUGUUAUAUAUUGCUGACUUUUUUCCACAGUUGACUCUGAAGAACAGACAUCUUCUUGACCUUUUUCUAUUGCUGUUGCAACUACUGUUGGGGGGUGGGGGAGGGAAUGAUGAGCCUAUUUGAAUGACGAAUGCCAUUCCUUUUGUCCUAGUGUGCGCUUGCAUAUCAUUUUUAUCUAAGUACUCAGAUGUGAGAGUAAAUUUCUGCAUGUCACUGCUUGUAGUUUGCUCAGCUAGUUGUCUCCUGCUGCCUGUGGAAAGUGGUAAAACAUGACAUACUGGGGUGACAAGCCAAAAAUGAUGUAUCUGGUCAAAUGAAGUCAAUACUGAUUUGGAGAUAUGACUUAAAGGAGGGCUGAAAACUGGCAUUAGGUGUUUCCACGAGUAGCUUCUUCAUUAGCCACAAAGUGCUUUUGUUCAUAUUUUAUGUUAUAGUAAAUCAUGAGUCAUUUUACAUAGAAACAUAUAUGAACUUUGAUUGUUGCCACUUAUUCUAGCCUAACUCUUGUUUGUCAAAAAUAGUUUGAUUAUUUUUGUUAGUUGAUUUAACUGUAGCUAUAGGAUGGGAAGUAAUUCUAGGUGUUCUUUUUUAAAUAGUGAAAUCUAAGGUUUUUUUCUGAUUUCACAUAGUCUUAUUUAAAUCUGAAUUGUCUGCUUUUUUUAUACCCAAACCAUGGCUAUUGUAGCGCAAUAAGCUAGUGAGUACAUAAAACAGUACGUUUUGCCUGUAACUUUUCUAUUUUUUUUAAAGGCUAGCUUUGAAUGUAAUCCUUAGAAUCCAUGACCAGUGGCUUAUUUUUCAUGUUUCUUUGCAAGAUAUUGAAUUAGAAUCUAAGUGUGCUAUUUACAAUUUUAAAAUGCAUUUUAAAGUAGCAGAAACAAUUUUACAGUGACCGAUGCAUCCAAUCUCUCUUCUGGUUUUCAGUUUGUAUCUGAAUGAGUUUAGAUUCUUUAAUGGGAAAAAACUUUCUGAAAAUUUUCUCCUGAGUGAGCGUGGGAAAAUGGUCUGAACUAUGAAUAUCACUGUAAGUUGCAAUGAAAAGGCUAGAACACCAAAAAAACACAAGAAUCCUCAGUAAAAACUCCGAAGUGUAAUAGUUAUCAAAUUCCGUUUGGUGAAAAAUAAGCCCUGGGCACAAUGUAGAAGUCUGUAAAGAUACGUGUUAGAUGGUGACAUGAGCAAGUAAUGAAGUGUAUAUUAGCAGUAGAGCUUAGCAUGGGAUAGAGGUGAAUAUGAGUUAUCUUUAUUUUAACAGGAAAAGAUGUAUCACUAAGUUGUCUGCAGGAGUUGACAGUUUCCAAAGAGUAUUUUUAAAUGAACAAAACGAGCAUGAAUCAAACUUUCAGUAUAAGCUAUGACAUUUUCUGUGGUUUUGGUUGUUUUUUUUCUAACUAAAAGUCGAGUCAGCAGUUAGCACCUCUGCAAUUAAGGGUCCAUCGCUAUUCUCAGCGUAAGCCUUUAUUUUCAAGGGUGUUUAACAUGACCGUAAAGAUGCUGUAAGCAUGAAACCCGGUUUUCAGAAAAAUCCCAGCUAGCGGGGACUUCUCCCAGAGGGAGAUUUUAAUGGCUUUUUAUUUUGUUGUUAAAGAGACUGGUUGCCUUUCCAUGUCAGGAACGGAUCAGCAAAACAAAUGACCCGUAUGAUCAUUGUCAUUUUUAUACUUCAGAAAUAAACGUGCUUCAGGAUAAUAUAAAAGAACAAAAGCUCUGAUAAAAGUCUCGUUUUAAGAACUGAAGCAGCAGAGGCAGAGAUUUGAAUUUUGCCACUAGAAAUGCACAUUUACUACUUUACGUAAGGAUGGUAGUAUUUGAAACCCGCAGAUUUGUUUCUGCCUUGUUAAGGAAUACUGGCAGGUGUUAAAAUCCCAGUUUUCAAAACACAGUGGCCAACAUGUUCUACUACACCAGUAGUUCGGCGGUUGAUAGGCCGCUUCUGUAUUGUGCAAUGACACAGUAGCUCCUAAAGCAGUAUAUUGUGUCCAACUUAUGGAUUUUAGUAGCAUUUUUAAUAUUUCCUUAUGAACUUCUCUCUUCUUCCCUUCAGGAAAACAAAUUACACGAAGCUGUUAUAACUUGAAUGGUAUAACGUGAAACCACAACAGCAAGGAAACUGAGAACCUUUUCCAUUUCAGUUGUCUUCCACAGUUGUAUCCAGGCAUUACAGCACACACAGUGCACUGGGUGCAGACUCCCAACACGCCAUACCUUGGUGCCACACGGACGUGUACAGAACAGAUGUUCUUUCCUUGCUUUUGUGCGUUUGUCGCAGCUUUAAUAUUUGAGUGUUUUUUCUCAUUGUGAAAACACUAAAUGGCUUAUACUGUGUUUGGGUAGCACUGCUUGGGCUAGAUACUGACAGACUGGGAAUCCUUGAACUGUUCUAACACUAAUUCUGUUUUGUGAUUCUUAUUUUAAUAGAUUUUCAAACAUUUCCGUUCUCAUUUACUAGGAAACGUACCAUAGACAUGCUGUACUGUUGGCAAUCAACACUAAUUGGGUUUAUUUUUUUAUUCUGCAAACGCAUUGUUUGAUGAAGUGGUUAAAGUGUUUGAAAUGCAAAAGUGUUUUGGGGUAGUAUUUUAUACUGAUGUAUAUAUUGAAACAAAUCACUGUAAUAAUUGUAAUAGCUGUUAGGUAAAAUACACUACAUGCAGACGGAUGGGGCUGCACUAUGCUGUGCUGUUCAACACCUGGGCAGGGCUACUGCUUGGAAACAGGUUGCAGUGUCAGUAAACCACGUGGAUCAAAUAUUGUACCAUUCAGUGUUGGCGCUCACCAAUGCAAAAGGAGAAGAGACAAUUUCAACGUGAUUAACACUACAUAGCUUUCACACAUCUGGUAAAUUAGUACUAAAGUGACCUUUUCACUUACGAGCAUGUUUUUUUUUUUAAUUCAAAUUAACAGGUGUGCCUGUGUAAAAUAAUUUGUUUUCUGUAUCUUGGAAAAAAAAUACUCUACACAUUUAGAAUGUUGUAUGUUAGAGAACUCUUAAAUGCACCCUUGUCAAAAAUUACAUAUAUUAGUUACCAAUGUUACUUUUUAGAUAUGAGCAUGACUGUAAGUUAGGUACCUAAGUACGUUCUGUUACAUUAUUUUUCUUUAUGUAAUACUUUUUCAGUUGUUUUAUUUGGUAUAAAUAUAUACUUUGUGCUUAAA